UUUAUUUACGCCCGUUUUGCCGACGGCGAUGGACAAGGACGAUAAGACCUCCGAGUUGUCCAAGUCGCGUAGGAGCGGUAGCCGCAGGAAGUCCCGCCGCGACUCGCGCCACAAGGCCGCCGAUGAGGCCGAGCACACUGACACGGAGCACACCCAGGACAGGACGUCGGAUAAGUCUAAGCAGACCCUGGACCGGACGCUGGACCACUCUAGGCAUGCUCGACACGGGACGCGAAAGGUCAAGCGGACUGAGGAGAGACCGCACGAGGAGGCAGGAGCGACCGUCCAUAAACCAGUCCCAGGAACAUCCGUGACGUCAGCACCAAGGCCUCCCGUCAAGGUAGCUCCAACAAAAGCAGAUGCACCCGAAGAGCCACCAUCGAAAAUCGGACCGAUCGUCGCCCAAGACAAUGUCAGAGCCGCGCCAAGCAAGCCUGUGCCGCAACAGGAUGUCGCCCUAGAAAUGCGGCACAUCGCCGCCACGCAACCGUCCGAGAAGGGCGACCUGUGGUCCCUGGCCGCGCUCUUCCUCUCCGUCACAUUUGCCGUCGUCAUCGUGUUCUUCGCCGUCCAGUCGAACCUCAAGCGUGAUCUGUGCACCACGGCGUCUUGCGUUUCGUUCGCCAAGCUGCUCGACGCGUCCGUCAAUGGUUCCAUGAACCCGUGCGACAGCUUCGGCCGCUACGUGUGCGACGGAUGGCGCAGCACGCACUCGGUCUCGGUGCGCGAGUCGGUCUUCCGCACGGCUAUCGAGGCCACUGUCGCGUCGGUAGCCGGUGUCACCAUCCCAGACACGCACCAGAACGCGGACGAGCAGACGGCGGCCCUGUUCCGGUCCUGCUACCAGUCCCUCAUCAAGGCAGACGCCGGGCCGGCCACCGACGAGGUCACGCUAGUCAGGGCGUACCUCGCCGAGGCCGGCGUCGUGUGGCCCUGGAUUCCAUCGCGGCCGGACGUGCUGGAGACGAGCCUGUUCCUCGCCUUCGAGCUGGGGUGGCCUGCGAUCCUUGACUUCAAGGUCAGGGGCUCCUCGGCGAGUUCAAGCACCGUGAUCGUCGAGCCUUCGGUGGGGUUCACGCGACUGAUCCCACUGACCGAGUCGCGAACGACGAGCGAGGCGGAGCGGAAGAGGUACUUCGACGCUCUCGUCCGGCACUACGGGGACGGCAGGCGUCGGGAACGUCACCUACAGCGACGUCCAGGACGCCGAGCUCCUCAUGAAGAAGCGGCUGAGGGACGCCCUGGCGUUGCGAAACUGGACCACGCUGGAAACCAAUGCCUUGUACCCGGGCGUGAGAGCGUGGGCCACUGCGCUGGCUAGGCGCAACGUCACCGGGGCACUCCGCUUCGUGUCGAGCAGCGCGGCGUUCGUCAGCGCGUUCGGCGAGCUCUGGGAAGAGUACGGUGACGACAGGAUGCACUUGUACAUCUCCUGGUGCGCCGUGCAG
Messenger RNA from Dermacentor silvarum, 1448 nucleotides. RefSeq lists its product as uncharacterized. The record is from RefSeq and is a predicted model, not a curated record. The transcript is spliced from 3 exons. Gene Ontology annotation, molecular function: metalloendopeptidase activity. The coding region runs from base 29 to 1321 and encodes 430 amino acids. Gene Ontology annotation, biological process: proteolysis. Lineage: Eukaryota; Metazoa; Arthropoda; Arachnida; Ixodida; Ixodidae.